AAAAAAUCGCCUUCGGUGAAGGAACUCAUGGAAUUACUUAAACUUGAUGAAAAGUUAUCGCUCAGAAAGACGGCUUCCAAGUGCAAAAGUCAAAUUACAGCAUUGAAUGUGUUUGAUGCAGCAUACAAACAACAAACCAAUGGUAUUCUCGAUGAACUUGAUGUGGAACCAGUUAAAAAGUUACAUAUUAUGACUGAAAGCAUUAAUAAAAAGAAUGAUGAUGAAG
Entrophospora sp. SA101 is the source of this 226-nucleotide messenger RNA. NCBI's taxonomy places the organism in Eukaryota, Fungi, Glomeromycota, Glomeromycetes, Entrophosporales, Entrophosporaceae. The record is from the annotation of a GenBank genome assembly.